AUGUUACGACACGGGAGCGUACUGGGGCUCUUGUUGAAGCCCCUCGGCUGGAUUCCUAAUGGCCCUCAGCAUGCCGCCUACGCCGCUGCCCUCGGCCUGGUUGCAAUCCAGGUCGGCAUUGGCAUUAUCAUGAAGAUUGCUCAGACCGGCGGCUCAUAUUCCUUCUCGCCGUCCGCCUCGGUGACCAUAUCCGAGUUCUUCAAAAUGGUUCUGUCCAGCAUCUUCUUUUACAACGAGUGCAAACGUCGAGCCGCCGACGGCAUCCGUCCCUCGACCCGCGGAGGCGGUAGCGGCUACUCCUCCCUUGCCACCUCCGAGUUGCCUACGAACGAGAGGAGUAGUCUGGACGAGAAACGUGAGGAGGAAGGCCUGAACGGCAGCGCCAGCUCGAGCAGCAGCUCCGCCGUCGACAAGCAGGCUCCCCUGCCGAAACUCGACUUGAGGACAUACUGGAGCUAUGUUCGCGGCGAAGUUACGAGAGACGUGCGAUACGGCUUCUGCAACUUGGCGCUGUUCUACGUGCUUAUCAACAACUCGAUUUUCGUUAGCUACAAGAUGGCCGACCCCGGUACCAUCCAACUGACCAAGAGCGGCGUGACAUUCAUCACCGCCCUCGUCAUGAUCGCGACCCUCAACACCAAGAUCUCCAAGAUCCAGUGGAUUGCCAUUGUCAUGCAGAUUUGCGGCUUGAUGGUUACGCAAUACAACCCCCAGACGGGUACGACGUAUCCUUUGAGCACGUAUUUGAUCUUGCUCUUCCAGGUCUUCCUGAGUGCUUCUUCCGGUGUGUACAACCAGGCGUUGCUCAAGACCGAUGACUCGAGCUUGCACGCCGACAACAUGAUUCUGUAUGCUGCGGGCGCCGCCAUGAACUUGAUGUGCCACUUGGUCAUCAAGACCCUCAAGGCCGAUGAGCCUGGCUUCUUCGAGGGCUACAACAGCUUCGGCGCCAUCAUGGUUAUUGUCAGCAAUGUCUUUAUCGGCUUGGCCAUCACUGCUGUCUACAAAUACGCCGACGCCGUCAUCAAGUGCUUCGCGACGGCCGUUGCGACCGGCAUUCUCCUCUACGUCUCACCCGUUCUCUUCGGCACCAAGCUCAGCUUUUUGGUCCUGCCCGGCACUGUCGUAGUCUUCAUCGCCUCGUGGCUGUACAUGGAUAACCCGCCGCCAAAGGAUCCUAACGCGGUGCAGUCAAACGAACCCCAGAAGAUGUCUUUUUUCAGCAAGCUGGCGGCCGUCGCCCGCAAGUUCAACAAGAUGUUCUUGAUCGUUGCGACUUUCAUCACCGUCGUCAUCGUGGCCUUCCUGACAAUGUCCGAGGCAAAGAUGCCCGAUUUUGCCAAGGACGGUGGUUCAAAGGCUCCUCCUCCGCCUGGGGCGCAGCCAGUCACCGGCACUGAGGAGAAGAUUGUGUCGCCUUUCAAGAACACCAUGGCAAUGAUCAGGUGGAACUCGGCUCGCCCUGAACGCAUCCCGAUGUUGCAGAAGUACGAGCCGUUCUUCCACACGGUUCACAUCUCCAUGCCCAACAUGGUCAAGGACGAGGACCCCGAAUUCCACAACUUGACGCACGACCAAUUCCCCGGCACCUUCACCGUCUACAAGCAGGUUGCCCGCACGAUGAAGCUCAUCCUCGACACCCAGCCCGAGAUCGACGGUCUCAUGUACUACCACUUCGACGCUUGGAUCGACCCUCUUGGCUGGACAGGCAUGAACCCCUACAACAUCCACUUCCCCGCCAUCAUCGAUACCGCGCCGCCCUCUCACGGUGGACCCGAGUACAUGUGCUUGACCGACAUCAAGAACUACAACUGGUGGGGCUGGGGCCAGGACUUCCACCGCACCGCCAUGGCCGCGGCUGCGGUUGUCGACAACUUCGACCUCGAGUACAAGGUGCGCCGAGAUGAGUGGUGCGUCGGCUGGAGUGACAUCUACUACAUCCCCCGCCGGUUCUUUGCGGACUACAUCUUCUUGUCCGAGGUUUUCGCCGGCUUCGGUGUCUUCCACGAGGUCGCCAUUCCCACCAUUAUCCACAUCAUCGACCAGAGCCGCCGCCGCAACCCUUUCCGGUCUGUCAUUGAUCACAUCAGCGAUUGCUGGGGCCACUGCUGCAGCUCGAACCCCAAGGUUCGCGAUGUUCUUGGUGCUCGGUGCGGUCACCGCCUCAACUACCUCGAGGAGGUUCCGACGAACGCCUUCUACGACAAGCUCGACGCCCAAGCCAGCAUUCUUGGCCAGCCGCUCAACGCGACCAAGUAUGCCAUGACUAGCGCCGAGAGUGCCCACAUGUUUGAUAGUGCGGCCCUCGCUAGCCUCAACAAUGGCGACGCGAAGAAGAUUGCCCCUGCCAAGGACGACGCCCUCGAGGAUGAUCAGCGGGCGGACAAGCUGGCUGCGGACAAGACGGCACAAGAAAAGGAGAAGCUCAAGACGGAAAACGCACCUGUUGACAAGACCGGCAAGCCUGGCGACCCCAAGGCGGACCCCAGCAAGGCCAAGCCGCCAACAGAAAAGGAGGGCCACAAGGAACCGCCUAAAGAAGCUCCCAAGGAGGCCCCGAAAGAGGCACCCAAGGAGGCACCGAAGGAAGAGAAGAAGGAUCCAAAUGACGCCCUGAGGGACACCGAUGCCAGGCGGAGGGUACGACGCGAGGUCGUCGCCGCCGUGGCCGGGCUGGGCUACUAA
Molecule: messenger RNA, 2685 nt
Organism: Colletotrichum karsti
Lineage: Eukaryota; Fungi; Ascomycota; Sordariomycetes; Glomerellales; Glomerellaceae
Product: UDP-galactose transporter
Exons: 4
Coding region: 1-2685 (894 amino acids)
Biological process (GO): pyrimidine nucleotide-sugar transmembrane transport
Cellular component (GO): Golgi membrane
Molecular function (GO): pyrimidine nucleotide-sugar transmembrane transporter activity
Source: RefSeq, a predicted model, not a curated record